Messenger RNA from Ipomoea triloba (trilobed morning glory), 950 nucleotides. Its product is annotated as B3 domain-containing protein Os03g0212300-like. The transcript is spliced from 6 exons. Bases 1 to 903 code for a protein of 300 amino acids. Gene Ontology annotation, molecular function: DNA binding. Lineage: Eukaryota; Viridiplantae; Streptophyta; Magnoliopsida; Solanales; Convolvulaceae. The record is from RefSeq and is a predicted model, not a curated record.
AUGGUGAAGCGGAGAUGUGGUGGAGGCGAGUACGAGCAAAGAGAAGACGGCGAUGGGGAAGGGGAGCAAAUGCCGAACCACCGGAGGCGGCGGCCGCCGGACAAAAUACAAAACCUGAGCUCAGUAGCUUUGAAAUCCCCACUAGAUUACAAGUUUCUCCUCUCGAUCGUUACAAUGGAUCAAAAACUUCCACUCUUCUUCAGAGUAAUGAACAUUCAAGGCUCUGAAACCAAACUUCACCUCCCACCCAUGAUCUCCAGGAAGCUUGUUGAACAAGGCCUAAAAGAAGUGUUGUUAACGAGCCAAAAGGGCAUCUGGGAAGUUGAAAUCCAUAGCUUUGAAGGAAAGCUCUGGUUCACAAAGGGGUGGGAUGAUUUUGUCCUGAGACAUGGCCUAUCUAAUAUACAUCUUAUACUGUUUAAACACACUGGCAACUCCAGUUUUAAAGUCAAGGUGUUGGAUUGGGUCUGUGGCUAUGAGAUAGAUUUCAAUGGAGACUCAAAAACUAAAAACAAGAGAGGAAAAACACAAGGAAAGAAUGCAGAAGACAUCAACAGAGUUUCUGUGAAACAGGAAGUGGACAUAGAUGAAGUGCCUUCCCCUGUGGAAAUUCAGAAACAUGAUCAUGCACAUGACAAGGAGGACACUAAAAGAAAACAAAAAAGUAAGGUUGAGAAUGUGUUUUCUACAGAACAUCCACAAUUUGUAACAAGUAUAAAGCAAUACAAUGUUCGACGUAGAUCUCCUUAUAUGCAUAUACCUGCUGACUUUUGUGUAGCUAAUGACCUGUAUAACAAUGGAAGAAUAUGCCUGAAAGGUCCAAGUAGUGAACAAGAAGUUAGCCUUAAAGUUUGCAAAGGUGGGAGGACUAUAUAUGCAAUCAUCACUAGGGGAUGGUCCUGAGUUCAUUGCAAGAAAUGAUCUGAAAGUAGGAGAGAUUUGCAUUUUCA